GCACCGUCUGCAAACUGCCUGCGGGCAGCCGCGUGGCUGUGUAUCGCAAUCCUUCGCUGCAUCCAGGGGACGUGCGCGUAAUGACUGUGGCUGCUGAGUCGCCCAUGUGGGACCAUCUGGUGGAUGUGGCUGUGUUCUCGGCCCAGGUUUAUGGGCUAGUGCACUCGCCCCCACUUGUGGUACCUCUAACGUCUCUGAUGACUUCAUUCGAAGAGUAUGAAUACCACGUGUGA
Sphaeroforma arctica JP610 is the source of this 233-nucleotide messenger RNA. RefSeq lists its product as hypothetical. The record is from RefSeq and is a predicted model, not a curated record. The transcript has 2 exons. NCBI's taxonomy places the organism in Eukaryota, Ichthyosporea, Ichthyophonida. Gene Ontology annotation, molecular function: RNA-directed RNA polymerase activity. The annotation marks the transcript as partial.